Messenger RNA from Saccharomyces paradoxus, 594 nucleotides. RefSeq names its product nucleoside triphosphate pyrophosphohydrolase HAM1 (gene HAM1). The transcript has a single exon. Gene Ontology annotation, molecular function: nucleoside triphosphate diphosphatase activity. The coding region runs from base 1 to 594 and encodes 197 amino acids. The record is from RefSeq and is a predicted model, not a curated record. Gene Ontology annotation, cellular component: cytoplasm. Lineage: Eukaryota; Fungi; Ascomycota; Saccharomycetes; Saccharomycetales; Saccharomycetaceae. Gene Ontology annotation, biological process: nucleoside triphosphate catabolic process.
AUGGGCAACAACGAAAUCGUAUUUGUCACUGGCAACGCCAAUAAGCUAAAGGAAGUGCAGUCGAUUUUGAUUCAAGACGUCGACAGCAACAAUAAAACCAUCCAUUUGAUCAAUGAGGCUUUGGACCUAGAAGAAUUGCAGGACACAGAUCUGAAUGCCAUUGCGUUGGCCAAAGGAAAGCAAGCUGUUGCAGUCUUGGGUAAGGGUAAGCCAGUUUUUGUAGAAGACACUGCAUUAAGAUUUGACGAGUUUAAUGGCUUGCCAGGUGCUUAUAUAAAGUGGUUUUUGAAGAGUAUGGGAUUGGAUAAAAUUGUGAAAAUGUUGGAACCCUUUGAAAAUAAAAACGCUGAAGCAGUUACCACCAUUUGCUUUGCUGAUUCUCGGGGCGAAUAUCACUUCUUUCAAGGAAUUACUAAAGGGAAGAUCGUUCCAAGCCGGGGCCCUACUACAUUUGGCUGGGAUUCAAUCUUUGAGCCCUUUGAUAGUAACGGAUUAACGUAUGCGGAGAUGACCAAAGACGCAAAGAAUGCUAUCUCUCAUCGCGGUAAGGCCUUCGCUCAAUUCAAAGAGUACUUGUACCAAAAUGACUUCUAG